Messenger RNA from Xenopus laevis (African clawed frog), 3032 nucleotides. It is a transcript of the gene matn2.L, whose product is annotated as matrilin 2 L homeolog. The transcript is spliced from 17 exons. Lineage: Eukaryota; Metazoa; Chordata; Amphibia; Anura; Pipidae. Bases 150 to 2672 code for a protein of 840 amino acids. Gene Ontology annotation, molecular function: calcium ion binding. The record is from RefSeq and is a predicted model, not a curated record. Gene Ontology annotation, cellular component: non-collagenous component of basement membrane; matrilin complex; extracellular region.
CUGGCUCAAAUGGCUGGAGGGGCGGGUCUUCCCUUGGCUUUCCCGAGGGGGCAAUGUGCCUCCUGCCUGCGCUCCAGCAACUGAAAUGAGCGCACAGACAGCUGCGGAUUUCUUACGACCCUUGUAGAUCUCCAUCCCCGACAGCAGAGAUGAGCCUCAUUCAUUCCUGCUUCCUUGCCCUCUUGUUGUUCCUGGGUGUGGAUGGCAGAGAGAAGCGACAGUCAGCAGCUGUCACAGCCCGAAGAAAUGAAAUUGAUAGUCAAGCAGCCUUCCUCAGGAGCGCGUGCCAUAACAAGCCGCUGGAUCUGGUGUUUAUCAUCGAUAGCUCUCGCAGUGUACGUCCUGCUGACUUUGAGAAAGUGAAGGAAUUUCUUAUCACCAUGUUGAAAUUCCUAGACAUCGGCCCGGACACCACAAGGGUUGGACUCCUACAGUAUGGCAGCACCGUAAAAAAUGAGUUUUCUUUAAAGAUGUACAAGAGGAAAUCUGACAUUGAGAGAGCCGUGAAAAGAAUGAUGCAUUUGGCCACUGGCACCAUGACCGGACUGGCUAUCCAGUAUGCCAUGAACAUUGCCUUCUCUGAAGCUGAAGGGGCACGGCCCUUAAACCAAUAUGUGCCUAGAAUUGCCAUGAUUGUGACAGACGGGAGGCCACAGGAUCCAGUAGAGGAAAUUUCAGCCAAGGCUAGGAUGUCUGGGAUUCUCAUCUUUGCCAUUGGGGUCGGGCGAGUUGAUAUGAGCACUUUAAAAACCAUUGGAAGUGAACCGCACAGCGAGCAUGUGUUUUUGGUGGCAAAUUUUAGCCAAAUUGAAACACUGACGUCUGUCUUCCAGAACAAACUAUGUGCCCCACAUCUCUGUAGCACAGCCAUACAUGGUUGUGAUCACUUUUGUAUCAAUACGCAAGGCUCCUACAUUUGUCAGUGCAAGCAAGGAUACGUUCUGAAUCCUGAUGAGAAGACAUGCAGCACUCAGGACCUAUGUGCCACCGAGAAACAUGGCUGUGAGCAAAUCUGCGUCAAUACGCCAGGAUCUUAUUUGUGCCAGUGCUAUGAAGCCUAUGAAUUGGCCAGAGAUGGGAAAUCCUGUACAGUUUCAGACUAUUGUGCCUUGGGUAAUCAUGGCUGCCAACAUGAAUGCAUUAAUGUUAACGACUCCUAUGUGUGCCAGUGCCGCCCGGGAUUUAUUCUGAACCAAGAUAAGAAAACCUGCAGAAGACCAGACUACUGUGCCAUGUCCAACCAUGGCUGUCAGCAUGAGUGCGUGAAUAAUGAUGACUCCUUUGUCUGUAAAUGCCGCAGUGGAUUUUCUCUUAACCCAGACAAGAAAACUUGCAGAAAAAUCAACCACUGUGCUCUGGGCAGGAACGGAUGCCAACACGAAUGUGUCAACACCGACAACUCAUUCAUAUGCCGAUGCCACAAAGGUUACACUUUGAACCAGGACGGGAGAACCUGCAGAAAAGUGGACCGCUGUGCUGAGACCAGCCAUGGAUGCCAGCAUAUCUGCAUGAAUACCGAUGAUUCCUUUAUUUGUCAGUGCUAUGAAGGGUUUCUCCUAAAUGAAGACCUAAAAACCUGCAGGGCGGUGGACCACUGUGCCUCGAACAACCACGACUGUGAGCACUUGUGUGUCAAUACUGAAGGCUCCUACACUUGCCAUUGCUUUGAAGGCUAUGACCUCCGAGAUGAUAAAAAGACAUGUAAAAGUCGAGAUCUUUGCAAGUCACUUGACCACGGCUGUGAGCAUAUCUGCGUCAACAGCGAUAAUUCCUACCUCUGCAAAUGUUUUGAAGAAUACAGCUUAGGAGAAGAUGGAAAAAGCUGCAAAAGUGGAAAAAAAUGUGGGGAAGGGCCAGUCGAUUUGGUAUUUGUUAUUGAUGGGUCCAAAAGCCUUGGAGAAGACAACUUUGAGAUUGUAAAGCAGUUUGUCAAUGGGAUUUUAGAUUCCCUUGAAAUCUCACAGAAAGCUGCCCGCGUGGGACUGAUCCAGUAUUCCACACACGUCCGCAUGGAGUUCACAAUGGCUCAGUACAGCUCAGCCAAAGAAGUAAAAAAAGCUGUUUCUCAGAUAAAAUACAUGGGCCGAGGCUCCAUGACUGGACUUGCCUUGAAGUUGAUGCACGAGAAAAGCUUUUCAGAAGCGCAGGGUGCAAGACCGCGGUCUAUGGGUGUCCCAAGGGUGGCGAUCGUGUUCACAGAUGGUCGAGCUCAGGAUGAAGUGUCGGAGUAUGCAAGAAAAGCCAAACAGAGUGGUAUUACCAUCUAUGCCAUUGGAGUAGGGAAGGCAAUAGAUGAAGAACUACAAGAGAUUGCGUCAGCUCCACAGGAGAAGCACGUGAUCUAUGCAGAAGACUUCAGCGCAAUGGGGUACAUAACAGAGAAGCUCAAAUCCAGCAUAUGUGAAGGUUGGAGUAAAAAUGCUGACAUUUCGAAUUCAGAAUUUUCUUCUGAGCUCAAGAGUGGGAACAGUGAAGUCACAGUGUCAUGUUCUAUGUCCACCAUAAAGUUGACUACCCAAGCGGAAGGGGGAGUCACAGAGGAUGAGUGCAAGUGUAAGAAUGUCUUGGACUUUCAAAGCAGCGCCACAGAAGAAGUCAAGAGGCUAAAGCAACAAUUGGUAGCAGUAACACAACGACUGGAACGUCUGGAGAGGAAAAUGGGUCAGCAAUAAGAAUAAAUAAGAAUAAACUGGUCAAGACUUUAAACUGCCAACUGAGCAGAACCAACGCAGCACAAGGGAAGCGGCAAAACAAAGUCGGACUUUUCAGCACGACUCUCCAGACUAGAUGAGUUUUAUAGUGCGCAGCAAAUCUUAUUCUAUUUAUAUAAAGAUAGGAUUGCAUGUGGGAAUCCAAGAAGAACUACAACUAAGGCAUAUUUGGUGCCACUAGACUGAAUAAAGAAUAAAAUUAAGAGAUUAAGGAACAAUCGGUCCUGUGGCCCAAAGUCGGUUUUGUAAAUCAAAGAUUUUUAGCUUUUGUCUUGUGGUUUUAUAAAAUAUUAAUAAUAAAGUGUCAAAUAUUUUUAAAAA